Penicilliopsis zonata CBS 506.65 is the source of this 813-nucleotide messenger RNA. RefSeq lists its product as hypothetical. The record is from RefSeq and is a predicted model, not a curated record. Lineage: Eukaryota; Fungi; Ascomycota; Eurotiomycetes; Eurotiales; Aspergillaceae. The transcript is spliced from 4 exons. Gene Ontology annotation, biological process: nucleoside metabolic process. Gene Ontology annotation, molecular function: catalytic activity. The coding region runs from base 1 to 813 and encodes 270 amino acids.
AUGGGGUGGAUUACUACACUGGACAAAGAAAUGGCGGCCGCGCGAGCAAUGCUAGAUGAGGAGCACAGCUUCCCGCAGGAUUACCAGUUCAACAAUAAUAUAUAUACCCUGGGGCGCAUUGGAACGCAUAAUAUCAUCCUCACCUAUCUCCCAGAUGGCAAGAUGGGCACGACGACGGCCGCAAUCAUUGCUCAACAGAUGUGCCUAACGUUCCCCAACAUUCACAUCAGGCUAAUGGUGGGCAUUGGGGGCGCUGCGCCCAGUGCAGCCCAUGAUAUUCGGCUGGGGGACGUGAUUGUCGGCACCCCAUACCAGGGACAGUCCAGAGUGAUUCAAAAUGACUUUGGGAAGCGCACCGACAGCAGCAAGAUCCAUAUCAUGUCAGCGUUAAAUCGACCCCCAGAUGUUCUUUUACCGGCUGUCAACAGCCUCAAAGUCCAAGCAUCUCCUCUUUGGCGUCGGCUUAACCCGUCGGACUAUAACUAUCUGAGCCAUCAAGGAACAUGUGCUCUACCGCGACCAACCGCUGCUCCAAUAAUUCAUUAUGGUCUUAUUGCCUCGGGCAAUCAGGUAAUGAAACAUGGACCUACACGCGAUCGCAUCCAAGCGGAACUGGGGAUCCUGUGCUUCGAGAUGGAGGCGGCGGGAUUAGUGGACAUUUUCCCCUGUUUGGUCAUCCGUGGGAUCAGCGAUUAUGCCGAUUCGCAUAAGAACGACCGCUGGAGAGGGUACGCGGCGGCGGUAGCCUCUGCCUACGCAAAGGAGCUUCUUGGUGCAGUACCAUCUACGCUCCGGAUACACCAACAGACCUAG